GUAUAUCAUGGGUCCUUAACUACCUUCUCUCUGUAAACCGCACUGAGAUAAUGAUGCAUUUAUUACUUGCACGUCAGUAGCCGCCAUCCUCUACGCACCUCCAUGUCAGCAGAUUCAAGCACUAUUUAAACUGAUUUGUGAUCAUAUCAAAUUCUUCAACAUUAUGAAGGAUUGAAAUACACAAUAAAAAUUUAAUCUUUUUCUUUUUCAGGAUUUGAAGCAAAAUGGCUCAGGAAGUCUCCAAUGGGAAUCAUAACUCCUCUACAAAGCCCCCUCCAACCCCAUCUCCUCUAAGGUUUUCCAAGUUUUUCCAGUCCAACUUGAGAAUUCUGGUUACUGGUGGAGCUGGAUUCAUUGGCUCCCAUCUAGUGGAUAAGUUGAUGGAGAAUGAAAAGAAUGAGGUUAUCGUGGUGGAUAACUACUUCACUGGCUCCAAGGACAAUCUCAAGAAAUGGAUUGGUCAUCCAAGAUUUGAGCUUAUCCGUCAUGAUGUAACGGAGCCACUGCUAGUUGAGGUUGAUCAGAUAUACCAUCUGGCUUGUCCUGCUUCACCAAUCUUUUACAAAUACAAUCCUGUCAAGACAAUAAAGACAAAUGUGAUCGGUACAUUGAAUAUGUUGGGACUUGCAAAACGAGUUGGAGCAAGAAUUUUGCUCACGUCCACCUCUGAAGUAUAUGGAGAUCCACUUGAGCAUCCCCAGACUGAGAAUUACUGGGGAAAUGUUAACCCCAUUGGAGUUAGGAGUUGCUAUGAUGAAGGGAAGAGAGUAGCUGAAACUCUGAUGUUUGAUUAUCACCGGCAGCAUGGCAUAGAGAUAAGGAUUGCAAGAAUUUUCAACACCUACGGACCCCGCAUGAACAUUGAUGAUGGUCGUGUAGUCAGCAAUUUCAUUGCUCAAGCAAUCCGUGGUGAGUCAUUGACUGUUCAGUUACCUGGAACACAAACAAGAAGUUUCUGUUAUGUUUCUGAUAUGGUUGAUGGCCUCAUUCGACUUAUGGAAGGAGAGCACACUGGGCCAAUCAAUAUUGGAAAUCCAGGUGAAUUUACAAUGCUUGAACUUGCAGAGGCCGUUAAGGAGCUCAUCAAUCCCGAGGUUGAAAUUGCAAAGGUGGAAAAUACUCCUGAUGAUCCUCGCCAGAGGAAACCAGACAUAUCGAGAGCAAAGGAACUGCUAGGAUGGGAGCCAAAGAUCAAACUGCGUGACGGCCUUCCCCUUAUGGAAGAGGAUUUCCGCCAGAGGCUUGGCAUUCCCAGGAAGAAUUAAAUGCUUUAGUACCAUCUUCAACUACAAGGCUAUAGUCGGACUUAUGUUCUGUGAGGACAGGGGCUUCAGAGAAGUUCAUGUAGUUCCUAAUGCAUCUUGUCAACUGCAUAAUUCAUAUGGUUUUUCAUUUUAUGAUUUUCUUAUGUUACUGCAUAUGCAAAAGAGCUUUCCCAUCGCAAUGUCAGAAGAAAUUAUUUGUGAAAAUGGAAAUGAAUUCCAGAAAGCUAC
This is a messenger RNA of Rubroshorea leprosula, 1493 nucleotides long. NCBI's taxonomy places the organism in Eukaryota, Viridiplantae, Streptophyta, Magnoliopsida, Malvales, Dipterocarpaceae. The record is from the annotation of a GenBank genome assembly.